AUUUAUAACAGCCAAAAUAUUAUGAUUGAUUAUAAAAAAUCAGAGGUAAGGCAAAUUUGAUAGAAAGAAAAACACACAGUUUGUCAAGCAUUUGAGGAAUAUAUCCACUUCAUCGGGACUUAGAAACCAUUUUUACUCAUUUACACCACUAACAAAUAUAAACAUUUACUCACAAUACUAACAAUAUGACUUCAAUCAUAAGGAUUUAUGAGUUUAACUUAAUAGAGUAGACCACCCAUCCAUUCUACAUUAUAAUUGUAACAGGGUUAAAAAUGCUAAACUGAGAAAUUAUGGUUGGAUCAAUAAUUUUUAAUAUUAUAGUGUGAGAUAGGUUGAUGACCAGUACCUAUUUGCUAUUCAUAGUGCUCAUUCAAAAUGGUCCUCAACAGAUCGAAACCAAACGACGAAAUUUUGACCAUAAUUGAUUCAGUCAGAAUUCUCAUUAAAGGGGAAUAUAAUUUGAAAUGCAGCACAGAUGGUGAGUUUUUACUCAGAUUCAUAAAAGCAAGUAACUAUGAUGUACAGGCUUCUUAUAUGCUCAUUAAGGAUUAUUUUAAAGCAAAGCAAGACCAUCCGGAUGAGUUUAAGUUUAAACAACCAAUCUUUUAUGAGAGCGUUAUUUCAAGGCUGGACCUAGGUUUUGUUCUUCAUGAAAAAGAUUACAAAGGAAGACCAAUUUUGCUAUUAAGACUUGGUGAUAUUGACCCAAGCAAUGAAAGUUGGCCACUAUUAAUGCAGGCAGCAACAAUAACCCUUGAAUCAUUAUCUGCUGAUCCAGAAAACCAAGACUCAGGAGUAAAUCUGAUUUUCGACUGCACCAACUUCUCUCUUAAAAUUAUGAGAUGGGCAACCCCACCAAAAUUGAAAGUCAUUAUGAAAUUUCUCCAGGAUUGUAUACCUUUGAAGUUUGAUGUUUUUCAUAUCGUAAACGCGCCUUUAGUUUUUAACGUAUUUUUCUGCGCUUUGAAACCGUUUAUGAAAGAAGGAUUUGUAAGAAAGUUAAACUGGCACAAGGCCCCUUAUAAAUCAUUACAUGCACAAAUAAACCCAUCGCUUCUUCUUCCUCACAUGGGCGGGACUUUGGAUAUGAAUCAAGUACGAGAUUGGUAUCAAGUUGUUCUGAGCAAAGAACAAUUUUUCAAAGGAAAAAAUAUUUCUUCAUCUACUGAUGAAAAAUAAAAUAACAUUUUCAGCUUCUGGAUUUUUUUCAUUGGAUUAUUCUUUGAUGCAAACUAUGGCAGGACAUGCUGCUACUUUCUUGGUCAUAUUAAUACAAUUUUUCUUGACUCGUGAUAAAGUUUAGAACAAUUUUUUCUUUAU
Cimex lectularius (bed bug) is the source of this 1320-nucleotide messenger RNA. RefSeq names its product clavesin-1. The coding region runs from base 376 to 1179 and encodes 267 amino acids. Gene Ontology annotation, molecular function: phosphatidylinositol bisphosphate binding. NCBI's taxonomy places the organism in Eukaryota, Metazoa, Arthropoda, Insecta, Hemiptera, Cimicidae. The record is from RefSeq and is a predicted model, not a curated record. The transcript has 9 exons. Gene Ontology annotation, cellular component: membrane.